Molecule: messenger RNA, 393 nt
Organism: Fusarium vanettenii 77-13-4
Lineage: Eukaryota; Fungi; Ascomycota; Sordariomycetes; Hypocreales; Nectriaceae
Exons: 1
Molecular function (GO): glucan endo-1,3-alpha-glucosidase activity
Source: RefSeq, a predicted model, not a curated record
UGGGGCAAGAACUGGUAUUCUUCCAGCGAAUCCCUCUGGUACGACCGUUGGCUCCAAGUUCUCGACGUCCUCCCCGAUGCCAUCGAGAUCAUCACCUGGAACGAUUUCAGCGAGUCGAGCUAUAUUGCGGAUAUUGUUCCUUCGCAGAUUGUUCGUGGUGCAGAGGUUUAUGUCGAUGGAUAUGAGCACUCUGCUCUGCGCUCUCUGCUGCCUUAUUUCAUUCAGGCUUACAAGGCUGGAUCUCCUGACGUGCCUCUUCCCAAUGGAGAGACGGCUGUUGCUUGGUAUAGAACCACAUCCGCUACCCUUGGUUCCGAUGGAGGCACCGUCUGGGGCCAAGACGGUACCGAGAGCGCAAGCGUCGGCGCCAAAGACGUCGUCAGCGUCGUAGCC